AAGGUGCAUGGGAGUUGUUCCGGUCACGUGUUUCCGGGUGUGCUCGUAGGCAGGACCCGCUCAGCGACAAGGUGUUUCUCUGACGCUGAAGCAGGCUGCGGGUGUAUGGACCGCUACGAUCACUUCUACCGCUUCUACAGCCUCUACGAUCCGAAAGAGAGCCGAAGGAGACGAGCCGGAGCAGACCGAGGCGCGCCGCAGCCUCCCCGCUGAGCACAUGAGCCGUCCAAGCCGCAGGGUUGAUGGAGCCUGAGAGAAAGUACACACUAGGCAUCGUGCUGUGCAUCGUGCUGGCUCUCACCUACUUACUGUUCAUUUCAAAUGUGGAGCAGAGUCAGGGCAACCAAUUCUUCCAGCCAGCAUUUAAAAAGGCCCCGUCUCUGGCUCAAUCCCUGGCCCUGUCCCAUCCACCCGAACCUUCCUGGGAAGAACCAGGGCCGUACUACGUGGCCUACCCACGGAACUACCGCUUCAUCUUGGAGGACACUGUGGUUUGCAAGGAGUCCUCUCCCUUUGUCCUGCUGGUGGUCCCUGUGGCACCCACAGAUGUCAAGGCCAGGAACAUCAUCCGCAGCUCGUGGGGGCGGCGUGUGGAGAUCAGAGGCCGCCUGGUGCAGACCCUGUUCUUCUUAGGGGUGAGGAGGGGCGUGGGCUCUGAGCAGCUCCAGGAGAAGCUCAGGCAGGAAAACCAGCAGCACCACGAUCUCGUCCAAAGCAGCUUCAUCGACAGCUACCGCAACCUUACUGUCAAGACCAUGGUGACACUGGAAUGGCUGGCUGCAAACUGCUCCUCCUCCGUGGCGUACGUGGUCAAAGUGGACUCGGACAUUUUCCUCCAUGUGCGUAACCUGAUGGACCUGCUGCUGCAGCCAGACACCCCCAAAACCAACUACAUGACGGGCCUGGUGUGGUGGCACAGCCCGGUCCUCCGCAGCCCGGGUAACAAGUUCUAUCUGCCCCCCGAGGUCUUCGCCGAGCCUGAGUACCCCCCAUACCCGUUGGGCAUGAUCUACAUCAUGUCCCUGGACCUGCCCCAAAAAAUCCUGGGCAUUUCCCGGGAGAUCAAACCCAUCUUCAUUGAGGAUGCCUACCUGGGCAUGUGUCUGAAGAGACUGCAGAUCUUGCCCACAGAUCCCCCCAGACAAGACAUGUUUCUGGUGAACGCGCAGCACCCGCUAAGUCCUUGCGCCCUCUCCAGAGUCGUAGCCACUACCACCACCAGCAUGCCCAUGAUGAUGACCUACUGGAGGCGCAGCCAGCUGCCGCAGACGCACUGUUAGUCAGGCUGCAGGGGGAGUGCAAGUAGCAUUAAGAAGCAAAGUGGGCAGGUUGGAUUGAGGUCAGUACAUCAGCAGACACUCUUGGAACACAGCACACACUAUUCCUACUACAAGUAUGAAAAGAGUGAUUUUAUUUGUGUUAAUUUAAAGAUUUUAGGAUGUUUAAAAUGCUUUGUACUUUUCUUUUCAUUAAAAUAUUGGAGUCUCAUUGAGCAUGUUGCAAGUUAUACAGAAUUGCUGAUCUAGGUAAUGGCCUCAUCAUUGCUGUCAUGUGAUAAAAAUGUCUUCACAUAGUGAUUUCUGUCACUGCGGGUUGAAUCCUGUGGACAGGAUCCAGAGGUGGGUAGUACUUAAAUACUCAAGUACAUUUUCUGGAGUUACACAGUGAUGGGAAGAAAAUAUUGAAAGUGUUUCUACUAACAUGAAUACCUGAAUUAAAAUGUAUUUGCUUACAUAGUCUAA
Molecule: messenger RNA, 1742 nt
Organism: Boleophthalmus pectinirostris (great blue-spotted mudskipper)
Lineage: Eukaryota; Metazoa; Chordata; Actinopteri; Gobiiformes; Gobiidae
Product: beta-1,3-galactosyltransferase 2-like
Exons: 4
Coding region: 243-1280 (345 amino acids)
Cellular component (GO): membrane
Molecular function (GO): N-acetyl-beta-D-glucosaminide beta-(1,3)-galactosyltransferase activity
Source: RefSeq, a predicted model, not a curated record